Annulohypoxylon truncatum is the source of this 2343-nucleotide messenger RNA. Its product is annotated as kinase-like protein. Lineage: Eukaryota; Fungi; Ascomycota; Sordariomycetes; Xylariales; Hypoxylaceae. The record is from RefSeq and is a predicted model, not a curated record. The transcript has 3 exons. Gene Ontology annotation, molecular function: ethanolamine kinase activity; choline kinase activity. Gene Ontology annotation, biological process: phosphatidylcholine biosynthetic process; phosphatidylethanolamine biosynthetic process. The coding region runs from base 1 to 2343 and encodes 780 amino acids. Gene Ontology annotation, cellular component: cytoplasm.
AUGUCUUCAUCUACGCCGAACCUUACCGGCGACGGUCUUCCUCUCCGCCCCGUUUUAAAGCAGGACAAUGAGUCCGAGAGGCCAUCCUCCCAGAAUACCAUUCUGAGCGCCAAAGCUGUGCAAAUCGCCGAACCCGAACCAAUCGUAGAAGAUGUCCUUCCCAAGAGGCAGUUUUCCGCUGGGCUUGCAAGACGUCUGAGUGGCCGUUCUCCCGUGCCCGAGUUCAACUCUUCUAGAUCUUCGCUCCUAAGUCAGAAUGGCCUAGAGCCAUCCAGCAGCCAGACAGCUAGCCCGUCUAUGAAUCAUCAACAAGAAGGUGGCCGACCGCAUUCCCAUCAUAUCCACCACCAAGUAGAUAGGUUUGUUGCUCAAGUCUAUGAUUGGCUGGAACGUGAACGAGUCAAGAAGGAAAACAGAGGGUCAAGGAGACAUCAUUCGAGACGGAACAGAUCUCACAAGGAUGAUGCCGACAAAGACGACACACAGCAACAACCAGAGAGGCAUAGGGCAUACUCAAUUGAUUCUCAAUCCAGCGACGUAUCAUUAGAUAGGCUGCAGAAAAUCAUCGAUGACGGAAUGAGCAACUUGGGCCUGCACGGGAUACCGCACUACAGCCCGAAACUUGGGAAGAAGUCCCAAAGGAGGCGAUCCGUUACCAUGCAUCGAACUGUUUCAUCGGAUACAGAAUAUCACGAUGGCACUGUUGUCGUCCCAACCUGCGAUGCGGUUCUGGAUAACUCUAAGACUUUGGGUUACUCCGGAGGGAAACCUACUUCCACAGAUGACCUUGCAGCACUUCUAAGCAAGAAAGCGGAAAAGGAGCGCAAAGCUUGGAUCAGUUUCAAAAAUGAAAUUAUCAAGCUAGCGCAUACUCUAAAAUUCAGAGGCUGGAGACGUGUUUCUCUGGAUAGCGGCGAGAGUAUUGAUGUAACACGGCUGAGUGGAGCCUUGACAAACGCCGUGUAUGUUGUGUCCCCGCCAGAGGAUACAGUGGUAAAGGGAGAGGGAAGCAAAAGAGCACCGGCAAAAUUGCUUCUAAGAAUCUACGGCCCCCAAGCAGACCACAUCAUCGACAGACAAAACGAGUUGCUUGUGCUCAGGAGACUCGCCAAGAAGAAAAUCGGCCCUCGCCUACUGGGGACAUUCACCAACGGCCGCUUUGAGCAAUAUCUUAACGCAGAACCCCUUACAGCAGCCGAGCUUAGGGAUCCAGAUACGUCGAAACAAAUCGCCAAGAGAAUGAGAGAAUUGCAUGACGGAAUAGAACUCCUGGAUAAGGAAAUGGAUGGUGGGCCAAUGGUCUUGAAGAAUUGGGAUACAUGGAUCGAUCGAGUCUCACGUGUGGCCACGUACUUGGAUCGAAAAGUACUCUCUGGCAACACUGGCGCCCUCAGGGGCCCGGCGGAUGUGUGGACCCAGAGAGGCUUUGUGUGCGGAGUGGAAUGGACUACAUUCAAGAAAGUGGUAGACAGAUAUCGGAAAUUCUUGAACGAACACUAUGGAGGUCCCCGUGUCAUAAGGGAUCACCUCGUAUUUGCACAUAGUGAUACACAAUACGGCAACAUUCUCCGUGUUAGGCCUGACGACAAGAAAUCACCGUUGCUGCAACCAAACUAUGAGCACAAGCAGCUGGUGGUGAUAGACUUCGAGUAUUCGGGCGCCAACACGAGAGGUCUUGAGUUCGCCAAUCACUUCACCGAGUGGUGCUACAACUACCACGACGAGGCCGCGCCCCACGCGUGCAAUACAGCCAACUAUCCGACGCCAGAAGAACAACGUCGCUUCAUCAAAGUGUACGUCAACCACCGGCCCGAGUUCCCCCACCCGGGUGCGUCGACGCCGAACCUAACGCCUCUCGCGACCCCGACACUUCAACCACAGCCUAGUACGCCCGGGCUCAGUGCCUUCAGCUUGGGCUCGACCAGCUCGAUUAAGGAAUUCAUGCUGGACUCGCGCGCGCCCCCUGGAGGUUGGAAGGAGGAGGAGAAGAGGAGGGAGAGCGAGGCCGAAAUCCAGGUUGAGGCCCUCAUGGAAGAGACGCGCAUCUGGCGCAUAGCGAAUAGUGCACAAUGGGUCGCGUGGGGCCUCAUGCAGACCAGUAUACCAGGGCUUGAUGACGAUGCCAGCGCCGCCGGCAGAGAAACGCAGCAAGGUGCAGAAGGAGCAGUCGCACCACCAGCGCCGGAGGAAGAAGAGGGCGAGGCGAGCGAAGAGUUCGAUUACUUGGCUUACGCCCAGGAACGCGCCUUCUUUUUCCUAGGCGACUGUAUCAAGAUGGGCUUGCUUUCCGAGGAGGAGUUGCCGGAACAAGUGAGGGGGAUGAUCAAAUACGUGGAUUACUGA